UCUGACAAACAGCAUUAAAUUUGAAAAUGGAUCAUAUCAGUAUGAAGAUGUAUUGAUACCAAAAGAAAAAACGCGGGAAUACAAUUACCAAAUUUUAUUUAAUGGCUUUUACGAAACGGUCCCCAAACAUAUAAGGGGUUGUGUAUGUCAUUUAAAAACGUGUAUACGAUUUUGCUGUAAUCCAAAACAAUUACUAUUGAACGGUAAACGGACUUGCGGAAAUGUUGACGACAAUGUACAUUAUAAUACGUUAUUAAACAUAACAUAUAAUGAACCACUAACGAAAAAUAUAAGCGACUUGGAAUUCAUGGUGCAACAGCAUCUUCCUGUACCUUGUGAUGAUCAUUUAUCAAUUGAACCUGACAAUGCAAAUCUCGUGUGGACUUUAUAUGAGAAUGGCACGCUUCUCAGACACAAUGACAGCGCACUACUUACAAAACGGGAUUAUUGUCUACAGCCUCGCAAAAUUCAGGAUUUAUACAAACUUGUUCCUCAUCAUUGUCCUAUUCCUAUAGAUCGAAGUAACGCUUAUAUUCAAUCGGUAUCGAUAUUCUUCAUGCUUAUGAUCAUAUUUGUGUAUUCAAUUUUACCGAAUUUUAAAGAAGAUUAUGGUCUAUGCAGCCUAUGCUAUUUCGGUUGCUUGACUCUAAGUUUUAUACUCAUUAUCAUAGUAUGA
Drosophila albomicans is the source of this 676-nucleotide messenger RNA. RefSeq names its product probable G-protein coupled receptor Mth-like 11. Lineage: Eukaryota; Metazoa; Arthropoda; Insecta; Diptera; Drosophilidae. Bases 308 to 676 code for a protein of 122 amino acids. The record is from RefSeq and is a predicted model, not a curated record. Gene Ontology annotation, molecular function: G protein-coupled receptor activity. The transcript has 4 exons.